Triplophysa dalaica is the source of this 2172-nucleotide messenger RNA. RefSeq names its product dynein axonemal assembly factor 2 (gene dnaaf2). The record is from RefSeq and is a predicted model, not a curated record. Lineage: Eukaryota; Metazoa; Chordata; Actinopteri; Cypriniformes; Nemacheilidae. The transcript is spliced from 2 exons. The coding region runs from base 149 to 1954 and encodes 601 amino acids. Gene Ontology annotation, biological process: axonemal dynein complex assembly. Gene Ontology annotation, cellular component: cytoplasm.
GAGGAGGGCGAGGUGACGUCUGUCUCUGUUGUUAUAGCCGGUUUCUAUGGUUACAGACGCAGAGCGCUGCACUCCAUUAGUUGACGUUUUUUUAGUCAUUUAACUCGCAAUAAAUUAAUAUAGUGUGGCCAAAAAGUAGUAAAGAACAAUGGAAGCGCUGAAUUUGACACGCGAUGAAGUCAAUCGAAUGAGCGAAGCUCUUAAAGACGAAACGUUCCGUCAGUUGUUGAGUGAAUACGCCGCAGAGAUCUCGAACCCGGACAACAAGAGACAAUAUGAAGAAGACAUCACACAGCUCGAGGCAGAUCGAGGCAUGCACGUGCAGUUCAUUCACCCUCAAGCGCAUCACGUAUUGAAGUCGAGCAGCGCUGGCGGGAAAUGUUUUAUUAAUGUGUGUUGCGAUCCGCUGAUCGAUAAGCCUUCAUGUGAAGCAGCUCGAGACAGAGACGGUAAUGCGGGUCACAACUGGACUUUACCCCACAGCCUGACACCCGGCAGACCCGAUAGAGACGCCAAAGGAAACGCGUGCGUGAUUUAUGACGCGGUUUUUCAUCCAGAUGCGCUUCACAUGGCGGAGAAAAACGCGAGAUUUAUGAAACUCAUCGACAGCACAGCCAUCGGAGGGAUUGAAGACUCUUUCCAAAUUAAACUGGAUAGCAGCACAAUAAAGCUGCUGAAGAGCAAGUACAAAGGUGUUCCACAUCCAGCGGUGAUCCGGAAGCCCACAUCUGAGUUUAUGAAACACCAGCAGAGCAAGUGUGAGGAAAAACUGACGUUUCCAUAUCCAGAUGUGUGCUCCGCUGUGGCUCCUCGUCCUGAUCAAACAGCAUCUUCUUCGUCCAAACAGUCCAGAAAACCAAAUUACACCUUGAAAUACAGAUCAGUUGUUGAUUUACAAAAUUACAGACACUCUCGAGAUUCCACGUCCAGCACGAGACCCAAAGACAUCAUGGUCAUCAUCGAUUUACCGCUGCUCACUUCAGCACGUGAUGUUGAUGUCCAUGUGACGGAGCGACGACUCGUCCUGGAGACCCAAAGAGGCUCAUAUAAACUGGAGCUUUCGCUCUCUUAUCCUGUGGAUGAAGGUAAAGGAGAAGCUAAAUUCAACAAAACAACAAAGCAGCUGACAAUAAUUCUCCCUGUUUUACCAGUGAAGAACACUGAAUCACCUCAAAUGAUAUGUGAUGAUGAUGAAGAUGAAGAGGAGAGAGACUCUGAGGAUAAAGCAGAACUGAUGCAGAAAGAGAAACCACACAAAACCGAACAGACAGCAUUAAAGAGUGAAAUUUUAACACAAUCCACAAGUGACGGAUUUGGGCAGAAAACUGUUGCAGUAGAAUCGCUGUGUUUAUCAAACAGUUGUGAUGUUGAUGAAAUAAACCCACACACGUAUGAUACGAUCAUCAGAAUCAUCAUGAAUCCAACCGAGAGCAGAACCGAGACAGAUCAUUUCCCUCACACAUGUGUUGCAGAAAUAAUCCCAGAUGAAGAAGAAAAUCUUUCUGACAUGAACAUCGAUUCACAUGAGAUGACGUCUGUCUGCAACAUCUGCACUCAUAUGGAAACAUCAUUUGGGGCUACAGCCCACGAGGCACUGGUGUCACGUAACGUUGACAAAAUAUACCAGAAUUCAAUGACGAGCAAACAGCCGAACGUCUUCCCAGCACUUGAAGAAGAGCCUCAGCGUUCUUCUGGUUUAACCAAACCGCUGUCACAAAAACCAGAGACCAAAGAGCCACAUUCUACACUGAAUCCUGGGAAUGACAUGAAUUUCAUCUUAAAUAAGGAAAUCCAGGUGCAAGCAAAGGAACCAGCAGAUAUUGACAAUAAUUCAAAAUUAUAUCCUGCAAUUGUGAAAGAAACCGAAUCAGACAGAAGGGAAAUAAUUAUUUGUGACUACCAGACUUCAGCUGCUCUGUGUUUCCAGAACUCUCUGUGUUUUGAUUUGGAAUGAUGAGGGUAAAUGCGUUUAAGGGAUACUCCUCCCAAAAAUUAAAAUUCUGUCAUGAAUUACCCCCCCCCCAUCUGUCUUGUGAGUGAAUAAUGACAGAAUUUUCAUUUUUGGGUGGAGUUUCCCUGUAAUGUUUAGGGAGUGUGAUUGUGUUAUUGCUGUAGUUCCUAUACCCUAAAUGUGUUGAUCAAUAAUCAUUAAUUAAACAUUCUUAUUAGUUC